AUGACUGUCGGUGACAAGCAAAAAUGGACUGCAACUAACGUUCGUUCCACAUUUUUGGAUUUUUUCAGUCAACGUAGCCAUAAGUUUGUUGCUUCUUCCCCAGUUGUGCCAUAUGAUGACCCUACGCUGCUGUUUGCUAAUGCCGGUAUGAAUCAAUACAAGCCCAUUUUUUUGGGUACGGUGGAUCCAUCUUCCGAUUUCUAUAACUUGAAAUGUGCGAUGAACUCGCAAAAAUGUAUUAGAGCUGGUGGUAAACAUAACGAUUUGGAAGACGUCGGAAGAGACUCUUACCACCACACCUUCUUCGAAAUGCUUGGGAACUGGUCUUUUGGCGAUUAUUUCAAAAAAGAAGCUAUUGCAUACGCAUGGGAGUUGCUUACCAAAGUAUACGAAAUUCCAGCGGACAGACUCUAUGUGACCUAUUUUGAAGGUGAUGCAAAACAGGGACUGGAAGCAGACACCGAAGCGCGCGACUUCUGGCGCCAAGUUGGGGUUCUAGACGACCACAUCUUGACCGGUGACACAAAGGACAAUUUCUGGGAAAUGGGCGAACAAGGUCCAUGUGGUCCUUGUUCUGAGAUUCACUACGACCGUAUCGGAGGCAGAAAUGCGUCGUCCUUGGUCAAUAUGGAUGACCCGGACGUUUUGGAAAUCUGGAACAUCGUUUUCAUCCAGUACAACAGAGAACAGAACGGGAAAUUGAGACCUUUGCCCGCCAAACACAUUGAUACCGGAAUGGGUUUCGAGAGACUUGUGUCUGUUUUGCAAGAUGUUAGAUCCAACUACGACACUGACGUGUUCCAGCCGCUGUUUGCUCGUAUUCAAGAAAUCACAGGCGCUAGAGGCUACGCCGGAAAGUUCGGAGCUGAAGAUGUCGACGGUGUUGACACAGCUUAUAGAGUCUUGGCCGAUCACGUACGUACGCUAAUGUUCGCGUUGGCUGAUGGUGGUGUGCCAAACAAUGAGGGAAGAGGUUACGUGCUGAGACGUAUCUUGAGAAGAGGUGCUCGUUACGCGCGUAAAUAUUUGAACUACCCAAUUGGUAACUUCUUCUCUACUUUGGCUCCCACUUUGAUAGAACAAACAAAAAGUAUGUUCCCUGAAAUUGCAAAAGAUCCAAGCUAUUUGUUCGAAAUUUUGGAUGAAGAGGAGGCUUCUUUCGCCAAGACUCUAGACAGAGGUGAAAAAUUAUUUGAAAAGUACGCCCAGACCGCCUUGGAAACUGAGGCCAAGACGUUGGAUGGUCUUCAAGUCUGGAGACUAUACGACACCUACGGUUUCCCCGUCGAUUUGACGGAACUGAUGGCCGAAGAACAGGGUUUGAAAAUUGACGGUCCUGGCUUCGAGAAGGCUAAACAGGAGUCUUACGAGGCUUCUAAAAAGGGCGGUAAAAAGAGCGCUUCGGACUUGAUCAAGCUAGAUGUUCACGGGCUCUCAACUUUGAAUUCAGAAAGCGUUGCUAAGACUGAUGACUCUCCAAAGUAUACCUCUGCCAACGUGGAGGCUACGGUCUUGAAGAUCUACGAUGGUGAAAACUUUGUUUCUAGUACCGGCGAAGUGGGCAAUCAAUAUGGUGUGAUUCUUGACCAAACCUGUUUCUACGCUGAGCAAGGUGGUCAAGAAUACGAUGUCGGAACUUUGGUGAUUGACGGCUCUACUGAAUUUAAAGUAGAAAAUGUUCAGCUUUAUAACGGUUACGUGUUCCACACCGGGUUUGUUGCUGAAGGUGAACUCAAAGUUGGUGACAAAAUCAUUGCUUCCUUUGAUGAACUACGCCGUUUCCCUAUCAAGAACAAUCACACUGGUACCCACAUUUUGAACUUUGCAUUAAAAGAAGUGCUCGGAGGCGAAGUCGACCAAAAGGGUUCCCUGGUCAGCCCAGAAAAACUGAGGUUUGACUUCUCCCAUAAAAAGGCUCUGACUUUGGACGAAGUGAAAAAAGUUGAAGAUGUGUGUAGCCAGCAGAUCAAAGCCAAUCUGCAGGUAUACUUCAAAAAUGUUCCUUUGCAUUUGGCUCAGCAAAUAUCAUCCGUUCGUGCAGUCUUCGGUGAAAGUUACCCAGAUCCUGUCCGCGUUGUGUCCGUCGGCAAACCGGUUGACGAUUUGUUGACAAACCCAACGAGCGAAGAGUGGCAGAAGUACUCGGUUGAGUUCUGCGGUGGUACCCACGUCAACAAGACCGGUGACAUCAAGGAAUUUGUCAUUACCGAGGAAAGUGGUAUCGCCAAGGGUAUUCGCAGAAUCGUUGCAGUUUCGGGUACCGAAGCUCAUGAAGUGCAAAGAAUUGCAUCUAGCUUCGACGCAGAGCUUGAAGCCGCUGAUAAAUUGCCAUUCUCGCCUCUGAAGGAGAAGAAACUAAAGGAACUCGGUGUCAACCUUGGCCAGCUAAACAUUUCUGUCCUCGCCAAAAACGACCUAAAGACCAAGUUUGCCAAGGUUGAAAAAGCUGUUAAAGAUGAGCUUAGAACUCGUGCUAAGAAGGAAACCAAGCAGACCGUCGAUGAAGUCAAGAACUUUUUCGCAGAAAACGAAUCUGCUCAAUUUUUCGUCAAGUACAUCGAUAUCCCAACCAACGCCAAAGCCAUCACCGAAGCUGUCACUUACAUGAAGACCUCGGCCCAAGACAAAACCAUUUAUUUGCUGAACGGUAGCGAAAAGGUUGCCCACGGUUGUUACAUUUCCGACAAAGCCCUCGAGAAAGGUGUUGUUGGUCGCGACUUGUUGGACAGAAUUUCUCGCAAUAUUGGUGGUAAGGCUGGUGGUAAAGCCAACGUUUUCCAAGGUGUUGGUGACAAGCCAGACGGGAUUGAGAACGCUGUCAAGGAAGUUUCUGAACUUCUACAAGAGAAGCUUUCAAUUUAA
Messenger RNA from Lachancea lanzarotensis, 2862 nucleotides. RefSeq names its product LALA0S14e00408g1_1 (gene ALA1). Gene Ontology annotation, biological process: alanyl-tRNA aminoacylation; tRNA modification. Lineage: Eukaryota; Fungi; Ascomycota; Saccharomycetes; Saccharomycetales; Saccharomycetaceae. Gene Ontology annotation, molecular function: ATP binding; nucleic acid binding; amino acid binding. Bases 1 to 2862 code for a protein of 953 amino acids. Gene Ontology annotation, cellular component: mitochondrion; cytoplasm. The transcript has a single exon. The record is from RefSeq and is a predicted model, not a curated record.